UUCGCCGAGUUGGCGAUCUGUCUCGUGUUAACAGCUGUCGGAUGAUGUUUUUAACCUUCCAUUCACACGCAGACUCUCCUGAUUUACUUAUCCAAAACUGUCCAGUUUUUGAAUAGAGCAUCGAAUUUGGUUGUACGCCCCUGAAAAAAACAAAACAAAAAAAACCUAUUCUUCGAGAUGGUGUUAGCCGAUUUAGGGCGGAAGAUAACUUCCGCUCUCCGAUCCUUGAGCAAUGCAACCAUUAUUAAUGAAGAGGUCUUGAAUUCUAUGCUGAAAGAGGUGUGUGCAGCACUUAUAGAAGCAGAUGUGAACAUAAGACUUGUCAAAACAUUGAGAGAAAAUGUUAGAGCUGUCAUCGACUUUGAGGAGAUGGCCGGUGGGCUUAAUAAACGACGGAUGAUUCAGACUGCUGUUUACAGGGAAUUAAUCAAGUUGGUGGAUCCCGGUGUGAAAGCGUUUCAGCCGACAAAAGGCAGAGCCAAUGUCAUCAUGUUUGUCGGUCUCCAGGGUUCCGGUAAAACAACAACGUGUACAAAGCUUGCUUACCAUUAUUUAAAAAAGAAUUGGAAAGCCUGCUUGGUCUGUGCUGAUACUUUCCGUGCUGGUGCUUAUGACCAGUUGAAGCAAAAUGCAACAAAAGCCAGGAUACCAUUUUAUGGUAGCUAUACCGAAGUCGAUCCCGUGGUCAUAGCGAACGAUGGUGUUAAUCUUUUCAAAAAAGACGGAUUUGAAAUCAUUAUUGUUGACACCUCUGGUAGGCAUAAACAGGAAGAAUCUCUUUUCGAGGAAAUGUUACAAGUUUCAAAUGCAAUUAGUCCGGAUAACAUUAUUUUUGUUAUGGAUGCAACCAUUGGUCAGGCUUGUGAAGCGCAAGCAAAGGCUUUCAAAGAAAAAGUAGACGUAGGUGCUGUCAUUAUUACAAAGUUAGAUGGCCAUGCAAAAGGUGGUGGUGCGCUUUCAGCUGUUGCUGCAACAAAGUCACCAAUUAUUUUCAUUGGUACUGGGGAACAUAUAGAUGACUUAGAGCCUUUUAAGACGAAGCCCUUUGUCUCUAAACUCCUUGGCAUGGGUGAUAUUGAAGGAUUACUCGACAGAGUGAAUGAGCUCAAGCUGGACGAUAACGAGGAACUCAUUGAGAAAAUUAAACAUGGCCAAUUCACUCUAAGAGACAUGUAUGAACAGUUCCAGAACAUAAUGAAAAUGGGGCCUUUUUCGCAAAUCAUGGGGAUGAUCCCUGGUUUUAGUCAAGACUUUUUAUCUAAAGGAUCGGAACAAGAGUCAAUGGCAAGACUGAAAAAGCUCAUGACGAUCAUGGACAGUAUGAACGAUGGAGAACUGGACGGUAGAGAUGGAGCAAAAUUGUUCAGCAAGCAGCAAGGAAGGGUCACAAGGGUUGCACAAGGCGCAGGAGUUACUGAAAAAGAAGUGAAGGAUUUAAUAGCUCAAUACACUAAGUUUUCUGCAGUCGUUAAAAAAAUGGGCGGGAUCAAAGGACUUUUCAAAAACGGUGACCUGGCCAAGAAUGUCAACCAAGUGCAAAUGACAAAGCUGAAUCAACAAAUGGCAAAGAUGAUGGACCCACGAGUCUUGCAACAAAUGGGUGGCAUGCCCGGUUUACAAAACAUGAUGAGGCAGUUGCAACAAGGUGCAAGCGGAGCGGCAGGUGGGCUAGGCAAUUUCUUUGGCGGUAAAUAGUAUAAGUGAAAUCAGCCCAAACAUCAUUGGGAUGUGUUCCAUUCAAACACCAGAGGCAAUACAACCAAACAAAAAAUCCCUAAAAUUUACUACUUUUGUUGAUUUGUUUAAAAGUAAUAACUCUUCAGUUGAAAGUAGGAGUGUGUUAAAAUACUUGUCAAAAAAGUGAAAUAAAAAGGGGUUGGAAAUUUUUA
Cimex lectularius (bed bug) is the source of this 1889-nucleotide messenger RNA. It is a transcript of the gene Srp54k, whose product is annotated as signal recognition particle 54 kDa protein. Gene Ontology annotation, cellular component: cytosol; signal recognition particle, endoplasmic reticulum targeting. NCBI's taxonomy places the organism in Eukaryota, Metazoa, Arthropoda, Insecta, Hemiptera, Cimicidae. The coding region runs from base 178 to 1695 and encodes 505 amino acids. Gene Ontology annotation, molecular function: GTPase activity; GTP binding; ATP hydrolysis activity. Gene Ontology annotation, biological process: SRP-dependent cotranslational protein targeting to membrane; SRP-dependent cotranslational protein targeting to membrane, translocation. The transcript is spliced from 8 exons. The record is from RefSeq and is a predicted model, not a curated record.